Molecule: messenger RNA, 708 nt
Organism: Anthostomella pinea
Lineage: Eukaryota; Fungi; Ascomycota; Sordariomycetes; Xylariales; Xylariaceae
Source: the annotation of a GenBank genome assembly
AUGACGGCCCCUCGAAGGAUUAUCGGGCCAUCACAGUCGACCGUCGGAGCCGCAGCCCCAGGCGCACUCACACUCGCAACCGGAUCCUACCGUCUCCAUCCUGUCCCACAAGAAAAUUACCAGGGAAACUUUAUGGCGCCGGAGAAUCGGUCAGCGGAUAUCACAGACGCCCAGAGCGUCUCGCUGUGGCUUUGGAAUUUACCUCUGCAUGUCGCCUACCACAAGCUGCUGAGCGCAAUCAGAAACAUUGGUCCCAUCUUUCAAACCUACAUCAACGGGCCAAAUGAGGAAUUUCCUCACACAUGCGCAGCGAAGUUAACAUUCCUCGAUAAAGAUUCGACAAAUCGGAUGCUCGAAAUGAUCCGCGCCAAAAAUCUAAUGGUUCGCGGCAUGGUGGCGGAGGGACGACUCUACAGAAUCAAGGUGGCGCCGCGCCCUCGAAGAUCCGAGUCGCGAGUCAUCGAAGUCACGGGACCUAAGGAGGUUGUCAGAAUGGAGGUCUUGGAGAGGAUUUGGCGUGGGAUCACAUACCAGCUCGACGAAGUCCUCGUUCUUUCCGAGAAGGAAGAUAGCCGCACCCUAGAGGUGCGGUUUGGCUCGUACAGACGGCAGGCGGAAUCGGCAAGAAAGGCGAUAUACCAGCACAAAGAUGACGCUGCUUUCUCAGGAACCCAGGCUCGGCUUUGGGCGCAGGUCAGGUCUCGCUAG